This is a messenger RNA of Orycteropus afer afer, 1251 nucleotides long. RefSeq names its product acyl-CoA dehydrogenase short/branched chain (gene ACADSB). NCBI's taxonomy places the organism in Eukaryota, Metazoa, Chordata, Mammalia, Tubulidentata, Orycteropodidae. Gene Ontology annotation, cellular component: mitochondrion. Gene Ontology annotation, molecular function: acyl-CoA dehydrogenase activity; flavin adenine dinucleotide binding. The record is from RefSeq and is a predicted model, not a curated record.
AGAAACUUCCCAACCUGCCUGUCUUCUUGGAAGAGUCCUCCUCAUCUCUUCAGAUCUUCCAAGUCACAAGCCGUAUUUAACACAGCAAACAAUGGAUCACACUACGCUCCACUGCAGACUUUUACCGAGGAGGAGUUGAUGAUUAAGAACAUAGUUAGAACAUUUGCCCAGCAACAAAUUGCUCCUUUGGUUUCAACAAUGGAUGAAAAUUCAGAAAUGGAUAAAUCAGUAAUUCGAGGACUGUUUCAACAAGGGUUGAUGGGCAUUGAAGUUGACACAAAAUAUGGAGGAGCUGGGGCUUCAUUUUUUUCUUCUAUCCUGGUGAUCGAAGAGCUGGCCAGAGUCGACCCAUCUGUGGCUGUCCUAUGUGACAUCCAGAACACAAUAAUUAACACACUGAUUCGAAAACAGGGGACAGAGGAGCAAAAGGCCGCAUAUUUGCCCCAGCUGGCUUCAGAAAAAGUGGGAAGUUUCUGCCUUUCAGAGGCUGGAGCGGGUAGUGACUCGUUUGCUUUGAAGACCAGAGCUGAUAAGAAGGGCGAUUACUACCUCCUUAACGGGUCAAAGAUGUGGAUCUCCAAUGCCGAGCACGCAGGCCUCUUCCUGGUAAUGGCCAACGUAGACCCUGCCAUAGGGUACAAAGGAAUUACCUGCUUCUUGGUAGAUCGCGACACUGAAGGCUUUCAUGUAGGGAAACCAGAAAACAAAAUGGGCAUCAGAGCGUCUUCCACCUGCUCAUUAACAUUUGAAAAUGUUAAGGUUCCAGAAACCAAUAUCCUGGGAAAAGUUGGGCACGGCUAUAAAUAUGCUAUAGGAAGUCUUAAUGGAGGUCGAAUAGGAAUUGCUGCACAGAUGCUGGGCCUGGCACAAGGAUGUUUUGACUGCACUAUUCCGUAUAUUAAAGAAAGGGUACAGUUUGGCAAGAGGAUAUUUGACUUUCAGGGCCUCCAACACCAAGUGGCUCACGUGGCCACCCAGCUGGAAGCUGCCAGAUUGCUCACAUACAACUCUGCUAGGCUUUUAGAAGCUGGAAGACCAUUCAUAAAAGAAGCAUCUAUGGCCAAAUACUACGCAUCAGAGGUGGCAGGACUGACCACUAGUAAAUGCAUCGAGUGGAUGGGAGGCGUAGGCUACACCAAAGACUACCCUGUGGAAAAAUUCUUCCGAGAUGCAAAGAUUGGUACGAUAUACGAGGGAACUACUAAUAUCCAGCUAAACACCAUCACCAAGUGCAUCGACGCAGAAUACUGA